UUUUUGGUGACAGGAGUGAAAAAGAAAAAAUGAACUGAUCUGUCCUGCCCCAGUUUGCUUUUAGUUCUCCAAGCUGGCCGCGCCUACACUUUGCACACUGGGACGAGGGAGGAAAGGGGACGCAACUGGAGCUCGAAGCGGCGCCAGGCGAGGAUGACUCGGCGACGCGGCCAUCUGCGUUACCCGGCGUGCCCCGCGCGGCGCCGGCGGAGGGACGUGGGGGGAGGGGCGGGGGGAGGAAGCGGCUGCGGCUGCGGAUGUCGCUGCGAACCAGCGGCGUCUGAACACUGCGCUGCUACCGAGCGCCGAAUCCGGGCCUGCACCUGGAGCCCACACCGAGCUCCGCGGCCCCUUGGCGGCCCUGCGCCGUUGCCACCUAGGCGGCGUGCCCUGCGUUCUCCGCUGCCCGGGCCAGUCGGCUCUGGCGUCUCCUGGCUCCCCCUUGCUCUCCCGCUCCCUCCUGCUCGCCUGAGUCACCGACGCCGCCGCCGCCAUGGCCGAGAGUGGUGAAAGCGGCGGUCCUCCGGGCUCCCAGGACAGCGCUGCCGCGGCUGAGGGUGCCGGCGCCCCCGCGGCCGCUGCCUCUACGGAGCCCAAGAUCAUGAAAGUCACCGUAAAGACCCCGAAAGAGAAGGAGGAGUUCGCUGUGCCCGAGAACAGCUCGGUCCAGCAGUUCAAGGAAGAAAUCUCUAAACGUUUUAAAUCACAUACUGACCAACUUGUGUUGAUAUUUGCUGGAAAAAUUUUAAAAGAUCAAGAUACUUUGAGUCAGCAUGGAAUUCAUGAUGGACUUACCGUUCACCUUGUCAUCAAAACACAAAACAGGCCUCAAGACCAUUCAGCUCAGCAAACAAAUACCACUGGAAACAAUGUUACCACCUCUUCAGCUCCUAAUAGUAAUUCAACAUCUGGUUCUACUACUAGCAACCCUUUUGGUUUAGGUGGCCUUGGAGGACUUGCAGGUCUGAGUAGCUUAGGUUUGAAUACUACCAACUUCUCUGAACUACAGAGCCAAAUGCAGCGACAACUUUUGUCUAACCCUGAAAUGAUGGUCCAGAUCAUGGAAAAUCCCUUCGUCCAGAGCAUGCUCUCAAAUCCUGAUCUAAUGAGGCAGUUAAUUAUGGCCAAUCCACAAAUGCAGCAGUUGAUACAGAGAAAUCCAGAAAUUAGUCAUAUGCUGAAUAAUCCAGAUAUAAUGAGACAAACAUUGGAACUUGCCAGGAAUCCAGCAAUGAUGCAGGAAAUGAUGAGAAACCAGGACCGAGCCUUGAGCAACCUUGAAAGUAUUCCUGGGGGAUAUAAUGCUUUGCGGCGCAUGUACACGGACAUUCAGGAACCUAUGCUGAGUGCUGCACAAGAGCAGUUUGGCGGUAAUCCAUUUGCUUCCUUAGUGAGCAGUACAUCCUCAGGUGAAGGUAGUCAACCUUCUCGUACAGAAAAUAGAGAUCCCUUACCCAAUCCAUGGGCUCCACAGGCUUCCCAGAGCUCAUCAGCUUCUAGUGGCACUACAAACACUGUGAGUGGCACUGCUGGUAGUACUACCAGUGGCACUGCUGGACAAAGUACUACUGGGCCAAAUUUGGUGCCUGGAGUAGGAGCUAGUAUGUUCAACACACCAGGAAUGCAGAGCUUAUUGCAACAAAUAACUGAAAACCCACAGCUUAUGCAAAACAUGUUGUCUGCUCCCUACAUGAGAAGUAUGAUGCAGUCACUAAGCCAGAAUCCAGAUCUUGCUGCUCAGAUGAUGCUGAAUAAUCCCCUAUUUGCUGGAAAUCCUCAGCUUCAAGAGCAAAUGAGACAACAACUCCCAACUUUCCUCCAACAAAUGCAGAAUCCUGAUACUCUAUCAGCAAUGUCAAACCCCAGAGCAAUGCAGGCCUUGUUACAGAUUCAGCAGGGUUUACAAACAUUAGCAACGGAAGCCCCCGGCCUCAUCCCAGGGUUUACUCCUAGCCUGGGGGCUUUAGGAAACACUGGAGGCUCUUCAGGAACUAAUGGGUCUAGUACUACACCUAGUGAAAACACAAGCCCCACAUCAGGAACCACUGAACCUGGACAUCAGCAAUUUAUUCAACAAAUGCUGCAGGCUCUUGCUGGAGUAAAUCCUCAGCUACAGAAUCCAGAAGUCAGAUUUCAGCAACAACUGGAACAACUCAGUGCAAUGGGAUUUUUGAACCGUGAAGCAAACUUGCAAGCACUUAUAGCAACAGGAGGUGAUAUCAAUGCAGCUAUUGAAAGGUUACUGGGUUCUCAGCCAUCAUAGCAGCAUUUCUGUAUCUUGAAAAAAUGUAAUUUAUUUUUGAUAACGGCUCUUAAAUCUUUAAAAUACCUGCUUUAUUUCAUUUUGACUCUUGGAAUUCUGUGUUGUUAUAAACAAACCCAAUAUGAUGCAUUUUAAGGUGGAGUGCGGUAAGAUGUGUGGGUAUUUCUGUGUUUUUCUUUUUUGGAACAGUGGGAAUCAAUGCUUUUUCAUUUAAGGCUACUGCAUGCAUCAAACACUUCUGCCUUUAUUGUAAUUUUUUAAAAACAUCACCUUUUAUAGUUGGGUGAACAGAUUUUGUCCUGCAUCUGUCCAUUUUAUUUGCUUUUUAAACAUUAGCCUAUGGUAGUAAUUUAUGUAGAAUAAAAGCAUUAAAAAGAAGCAAAUCAUUUGCGCUCUAUAAUUUGUGGUACAGUAUUGCUUAUUGUGACUUUGGCAUGUAUUUUUGCAAACAAAAUGCUGUAAGAUUUAUACUACUGACAAUUUUUGCUUUAUUUGAAUACUGUAUGCACAUUUGGGACUGCAUUUCUAGAAACAUACUGUGUUAGGUUAUCUAAGCAGAAUACCUAUAACCAAAAAAGUAAAAAUAAGGAAAUACUUUUAAAGCUUAGUGUUUCCUAGUUGUAUAGAAUCUUACAGCAUCUUUGAUGAACAUCUCAGCAAAAGUGCCAGUUAGUCAGGUUUGUUAAAAAUAUGGUAGAAAAGCUGAUUCUGGUUAUCUGUUUAGGGACAUUUAAUUGUACAGACAGCAUAAUGUAACAUUGUCUCAACAUUCACAGAUUGACUGUAAAUUACCUUAAUCUUUGUGCAAACUGAAGGAACACCUUAGUAUACCCCAAGAUGCAUUUGCCUAGGUCUUUACAGCUUCUCCCAUAGUAGUUUAACAGGCAUUACAAUUUGUAAUUGAAAUGUUGCUUUCACUGAAAGUGUUGAUGUUUCAGUUACUUUUAAUUGCCAUAUAAAAAUAGAAGAAUCUUCUGGGUUUAUCAGUUUUUUUUUUUUUCACGCACAGGCAAUACAUGAAUUUAAAAUGAUUUGUUAGCCACUUGUUUCUGAAGUGUUUGGAUAGUUCUAUUAAGAAAUAGUUAAAUAUUGUGCUUUUCAGAGACUCAGAGAAGGGAAUGGGGGAGGGGGGCGAGACGGAAUCUAUCCUGAAUUGGGCCAGCCUAAACUAAAUAAUACUGGCAAUCAAGAUUCUGUUAGGAUUUCUGUGCAUAUAGUGUAGUCACGAAGUCUUAUUUGGGGUGAAAAAGAGCCGUUUUAACAAUGUUGAGUACAUUUGGCUGUUCUACAGCCUUUUUCUUCCCUCCCCAAAGAAGUUCUCUUUGCCUAACUCUCAAAUUGUUGGGGUGGUACAUUCCUUUAGGACCAAUUAAAACAUAACUUUUAGAGGGUCAGUAAUAUAUUUGGCUGACUCUGGUUCAGUAUUCUCUUAGGUCGUUAUUUCUCUCAUGUACAGUUUCAGGAAAUUAAAAUGUUAAAAUAACCUAAAAUGAGUUCAGACCAAUAAAAUCAAGGGAAAUACAAGAUGAAUUCCAUUAUUUCUGUAAGUUGCUUGCUAUUAAAAAGCCAAGAGGCCAGGUUGCCCACCAGUCCAUGCACUGUUCUGACACUUUCCCCAGGAGGAAAACAUGUACAGAGGUCAGGGUGGAGGCAUAACCACAGGAGAUUAAGAAUGUUCAUGUGUCUUUACUCUUUCUGCCUUAUGCCUCAGUCUGGUUUAAAGACUUUUGUAUUGGUGAAUGGCAGUAUACAGUGUGGGACAGUGUCAUAACUAAUUUGAUGAUUUAUUAAUCACAAAAUAACAAUAAAUCUCUAGCUUUUACA
Messenger RNA from Marmota flaviventris (yellow-bellied marmot), 4087 nucleotides. It is a transcript of the gene Ubqln1, whose product is annotated as ubiquilin 1. The record is from RefSeq and is a predicted model, not a curated record. Gene Ontology annotation, molecular function: polyubiquitin modification-dependent protein binding. Gene Ontology annotation, cellular component: autophagosome; cytosol. Gene Ontology annotation, biological process: autophagosome assembly; ERAD pathway; regulation of macroautophagy. Lineage: Eukaryota; Metazoa; Chordata; Mammalia; Rodentia; Sciuridae.